Populus nigra (black poplar) is the source of this 2429-nucleotide messenger RNA. RefSeq lists its product as uncharacterized. Bases 356 to 2137 code for a protein of 593 amino acids. Lineage: Eukaryota; Viridiplantae; Streptophyta; Magnoliopsida; Malpighiales; Salicaceae. The transcript is spliced from 12 exons. The record is from RefSeq and is a predicted model, not a curated record.
CUUUUAUUAUAAAUGAGAGAGGGCCGAGCAAAAAGCUUCUCGCACUCUCCCUCCUCCAUGCAGCCACAUCCACUCAGAGCAAAAGCCUGAAACCCAGAGUUGAAAUGCAAGGACCCAUUAACAACUCCCAGCCUGUAGUAAUUCUCUCUCUCAUUCUCUCAUAAACAAAAACCAAAAGCUCCAAAAAACACAAGUCCCCACCUCACCUUGGUAUUAGUUAUUAGCUGUUACCAGUACAAUUUUUCCACUUUAAGAAACAAAAAUAACUUGAAAUUCAAAACCCUAAUUUCCCACAAUUCUACACCAAAACCCCCAAAAACCAAGCAAAAUAAAUCUAACACCAAAACAAUGAUUAAUGGUUUUGAUGAUGAUCCAACAUCAGCACCAGCAAAUCUCUACUACGGUAGCACCACACCCAAUCCCUCUCUCCACCUCCACCCAUAGAUCCCCGGCUACACCCUCCCACACUCAAUCCCAAUCCCCCCUUUCUCUUGUCCCACUCUCCUCCUCCUCUCACCGCUUCCCCCCCCCUCCUCCUCCACCGCCACCACCACCACCGUCCCUCGAUCAUGUAAUUUCCCCGAUCGCAUCCGCGGCCCACCACUCCGCCGAGCCAGCCCUCAUGUUGGCUACGGUUCGUCUCUCCGAUAUCUCUCCCUAUGAUGGGGCUCCUGGUGGGCCCUACGUGCGAGCGGUUGAGGCGUUAUCGGGGUCAUUAAUGAAGCAUAACGCCGCGGUUAUCGAACUGGGGAGUGCAGAAGCCUCCCUUAUGCGGUGUGGCCUCGAGGCUGCAAGGUUGUAUUUCAGGAGUAGAUCUCAGAACGGUGUCGUUAAAGGUUGUAGCAGCCGCGGAGUUUACAUGUACAGGGCUGGAAGGCCAGUUGAAGAUUGUGAUUCGUCUCCGCCGUGUAUGGCUGAAAUAUUUAGGUGUAUGGGAAAGGCAGCGCGUUCUGCUUUAUGUGCAAUAGCAAGACAUCUUCGUUUAAGGAGCGACGUUUUCAAUCAAUUACUUGAUGAUAUGCCAUUGCCUGCUGGCGAGGUGUCUUCUUCGGUGCUUGUUGCCACUUAUUCUCAUACUUCCUUACAAAAUGGAAAAGGGGCUAUUGGAGGAGGGAAGCUGGCAGUUAAUGGGGAAGUUGAAAAGGGACUGUUGACUUUGAUUUCCUCGGACAGUCCUGGUCUGCAGGUUUGUGACCCCAAUGGUCACUGGUACUUGGCUGAUUGUAGUUCAGCUCCUGGGAAUCUUUUACUCAUUACUGGCAAGACACUUACCCACACUACUGCUGGACUUCGUCCUGCUGCCUCGUAUAGAGCUGCUCCUGAUUACUCAUCGGGUGCUAACAGUGGUGGCAGGACUUCACUGGCAUUUAGACUCAUGCCACAGGGCAAUGCCAUUUUAGAUUGUUCUCCUAUUGCAGCAGCUGGUCAUGUUAUUCCCCAGAGCUAUGUGCCAAUAUCUGUGAGUCAGUUUUUGGAUGACCUUUCUGCUGAGGAGGAUGUAAAUUGCAAUCGACCUGAUAAUACUUAUGUUGCUCAAAAUGAUGUGAAUAAGGAACCAUCAUUAAGAAGUGUUCUCUCUGAUCCCCUAUCAGGUGCAUUCCUUGAGGAUGCCGUGGUUGUUUCCUGUGGACAUUCAUUUGGUGGUCUCAUGCUGAGAAGAGUCCUUGACAUGUCAAGAUGUACACUUUGCAAUGCAGAAAUUGAGGCUGGAUCUUUGGUUCCUAAUUAUGCUCUUAGAGCUGCAGCUGCAGCUGUAAAGAAUGAAGAUGAUCGAAGGCUAUUUUAUAAUGCAACUCUGCGGAAGCGUCGCAAAGAAAUGGGUGAUCACACAGAUUCCAUGAAGAGACAACACAGGGAGAAUGUAGAUAUUGCUGCUGCUGAUGGUUUGCAUAGAGGAGUGCAGUAUCCUUUUUCUGUAAAUGAGAAAGUAAUGAUUAAGGGAAAUAGAAGGACACCAGAAAAAUUUGUUGGAAAGGAAGCAAUCAUCACUUCACAGUGUCUGAAUGGCUGGUACUUGCUUAAGAUUAUUGGCAGUGGUGAGAAUGUUCGUCUACAGUAUCGCUCUCUUAGAAAAAUUUUGAGCUCUGAAGCCAUUGAAGACAGAUGUGCUUCACAACCGAUUCAAAACAGCAGCUAAUAGACAUUAAUUUUCCACAUGUACACUCUUACCAACUCUAUUGGGCUCAACUAGUGAUAGAUCUUGUCCUGUUGAUGCCAAAAAGGAAAUGAUGUCUUUUUCUUGUAAGUUAUUGUAUCUGAAUAUUUAGCUAGGAUAGAGGUGUAGGUUAUAUGCAGCCAGAGUUCCAGUUAGCAGCUUGUAAAGAGAGGGUGAUCGAGGAUGACACGGCCGUUCCGUUUCUUUGUAACAAGAGGGGCAUGCACACCGGAGAAAGGUUUUUAUUAAAUGUCAUCUGUUUUUGGUUUCCGUU